Messenger RNA from Durusdinium trenchii, 592 nucleotides. NCBI's taxonomy places the organism in Eukaryota, Dinophyceae, Suessiales, Symbiodiniaceae. The record is from the annotation of a GenBank genome assembly.
AUGGCCCCUGCGCGCUUUGAGUAUGCGACCAUUUCGUGGUCCUCGGUGGACGCUCUUACCAGCCCUGAUCUUUGGACGCAAUGGGCUCUGAACGCCGAGUUCAGGGCUUUGCCUCCCACUCAAGAGAUGAGACACAGGUACUUGAACUACAGCCGCAAUCAUGCUGUGCUGGUGCGGCCCACAUCGCCUCAGGACGGGCAAUUGCUGUUCAAAUUUGAGUGGGACAAGGUCAAGCUGAGCUUGCGAGUCACUUCUGCAAUGUCGGGCGAGUUCGUGUGCACCGCAUUGGACGCUUUCGUUGGGCUAUGUGAUAGGAUGCAAGAGGAGGCUGACCGCAUGCGCUUGGGAUGUUGCCAAGUCCUAUGCAUUGUGAACAAGAAGCACUUGGACCCAGAGCUACGCAAACAGACCUUGGAACACAUCUUUGGACAUGCGGCUUUGGAGCUCGAGCAGAUUGCGGAGGGUGCGAUCGGAACCACAUACAUUACCGAUGAAGACAUUACCGAUGAAGCGGAAGAGCCAAGUUCUGAAGAAGCCUGCCAGCGGACUGAAGCGCCCUGCGGGUCGCACCUGAGUCGCAUGACACGGGAGA